This is a messenger RNA of Raphanus sativus (radish), 1722 nucleotides long. RefSeq names its product plant UBX domain-containing protein 7. Gene Ontology annotation, biological process: proteasome-mediated ubiquitin-dependent protein catabolic process. The coding region runs from base 184 to 1608 and encodes 474 amino acids. The transcript is spliced from 10 exons. Lineage: Eukaryota; Viridiplantae; Streptophyta; Magnoliopsida; Brassicales; Brassicaceae. Gene Ontology annotation, molecular function: ubiquitin binding. The record is from RefSeq and is a predicted model, not a curated record. Gene Ontology annotation, cellular component: nucleus.
UUUAACCGGCGACAAAUCCUCCGAUACAGUAGAGAGAGAUAUAUAUGCGUGUAAAUAUUGUGGCAGUGAGAUGUAAAAGUAUCUCUUCCCUUCACCACCACCUCCUCCUCCUCUCCGCUGGGUUCGACUCUACAGAUUCAUCUUCAUUAGAAAGUUUGGUUUGUUUGUCGGAUUUGAGCAGUAAUGGAGGGAAUGCUCUCUCCCAGUGAUCAGCAGAGAUUAGUCUCUUCUUUCCUUGAGAUCGCUGUCGGUCAGACAUCUGAAACUGCUCGCCAGUUCUUAGAGGCAACAAGCUGGAAACUUGAGGAAGCUGUUCAGCUUUUCUAUGUCGGAGGAGAAGGUGGUAUUCUUCCUUCUGGUACAAACACUCAGCCAACGGUGGACGAUCCAAUGGCUGCACAGUCUUGGGGGGCGGCUGAUACAGGAAAUGAAAGGAUGCAGAACGAUGUAGUAGAUGAUGAAGUGCGUGCUCCUUUACCUGUUGUGAGGGAGACUCUUUAUGGUGACUCUAUGUAUUACGGGGCAACGAGGGUGGGAAACUCUCAGCGUGAACCAGCUUCUUUGAUUGCUUUCCGUAACUUCAGCGAAGAGCCAAAAAGCCCUGGAAUUUGGGAGCCAGAUGAGGUUGGUGCUUCCUCUGCCUCUGCAUCUGGCUCAGCUUCUGCGCCAGAGGCAGCAGCAUCAGCUCCUCGGGAUAGCUUGGCCUCCUUGUACCGUCCUCCUUUUCAUCUUAUGUUACACGGCUCCUUUGAACAGGCAAAAGCUACGUCUAGCUCUCAGGAUAAAUGGCUUCUCGUUAACCUCCAAUCUACCACGGAGUUCAGCUCUCACAUGCUAAAUCGAGAUACAUGGGCAAAUGAAGCUGUUUCUCAGACUAUCAAGGCCAACUUCAUCUUCUGGCAGGUCUAUGAUGAUACCACGGAAGGAAAGAAGGUUUGCACAUACUACAAGCUCGAGUCCAUUCCUGUGGUGCUUGUAAUUGAUCCUACAACUGGUCAAAAGAUGAGAAUGUGGUCUGGAAUGGUCGAACCAGAGAAUUUGCUAGAGGAUUUAGUGCCCUUCAUGGACGGUGGUCCUCGUGAACACUUUGCUUCUCUCUCAAAGAAACGUCCAAGAGGCAGCUUCUCACUGGCUCCUCAUUCCAAACCCAAAGAGGUUGUAGCGAAAGAUGAUGAUGAAGAAGCAGAACUGCAACGAGCAUUGGCUGCUUCCUUGGAAGACAACGACAUGAAAGAAUCUUCAGAUGAUAAUAAAUCAGCAAUAACGCCUGAAGAAGUAGUAGCGGUUGAAGAAGCUGUUACAACAACGGUGCUGCCAACAUUCCCACCUCUGCCUGAAGAACCAAAGGGAGGCGACCGCAGCGUUCAGUGCAGAGUCGGGAUACGUUUACCAAACGGACAGAGAGUCCAGAGGAACUUCCUCAAAACCGACUCAAUUCAGCUUCUCUGGUCGUUCUGCUAUUCUCAGCUUGAGGAAUCAGAGAGGAAGAAGCCACUGAAGCUAACACAGGCGAUUCCAGGUGAAUCAAAGACAUUGGAGUAUGAGUCUAACUUGACCUUGGAGCAAUCUGGUGUUGCCAAUUCCAUGAUCUCUGCUACAUGGGAAUGACAAUACCAUAUCUAUUAAACUUAUCUCUAUGAUGCUGUGUUUUAACUUUUUUAAGGUUUAUUAGAUUUGUUCUUUUAAGAUUCUGACCUUUUGAAGAAUGAAAAGUUUGUGGUA